AUGGAGAAGACCGAUGCGACGGCGCAGCCACCAGGCGCCAGGGCAGCGCGGGAUUCGCCCCUGAUCGAGCCCUGCGAGAACGAGGCCCGGUAUCGAGGCGCCGUUGUGGUGCUCUCUCUCGGUUUCUGCGGCGUUUUCGGGGGCUUCCAAGCGGCGCAGGGCUUGCAGACCUCGCUGAACGCCACGCUGGGCGGCCUCAACCUGGCCUGCCUCUACGGCGUCUUCACGCUGCUGUGUCUGGUGGCUCCACCCCUGCUCGCCGGGCUCGAGCGCUUCGUGGGCCUGAGGCUGGUGAUGUCCCUGUCCGCCCUGGCAUAUGUGGCGAUGGUGCUUGCGAACGUGAUCGACACCUCGGGCGGCCCGUCCGCCAUCUGGGCGGUGCCGAUCACCAUGAACGUGCUCGUCGGGGCGGCCGCGCCCCUGCUGACUUGCCAGAACGACUACCUGUCCCGCUGCGCUUGGUGGGCCGCGCACUGCGCGGCACCUGGUGGCGACGAGCACCGCGCCCCAGCCGCGGAGACAACCACCCGCUUCAAUCCCAGCUCUUCUUCUCCAUUUACCAGACCUCUGGGAUGA
This is a messenger RNA of Prorocentrum cordatum, 576 nucleotides long. The record is from the annotation of a GenBank genome assembly. NCBI's taxonomy places the organism in Eukaryota, Dinophyceae, Prorocentrales, Prorocentraceae.